CAUCUAUUCGCCUUUUCUUUCGUCUGUUCGGAUUUGGUAGGAAAGACCCCUUCUAUCUUUUACCUUUCCUGUAUUGCAUAAGGACAAAAGGCAGAGGAAGAAAAAGGCAGAGGAAAAAAUGAGCGAAGGAGAGACAAACAUGGAGUGGUGUGUUUCAAUGCCAAAGGUGGAACUACACGCUCACCUCAAUGGAUCCAUCAGAGACUCCACACUGCUUGAACUUGCAAGAGGACUGGGUGAAAAGGGUGUCAUAGUUUUCUCAGAUGUGGAGCAUGUUAUCUUGAAAAAUGACCGUUCUUUACGCGAAGUGUUCAAAUUGUUUGACCUGAUCCACAUUCUUACUACUGAUCACACGACUGUUACUAGAAUUACCAAAGAAGUUAUUGAAGAUUUUGCCUCUGAAAAUGUUGUAUACCUGGAGUUAAGAACCACUCCCAAGAAAAAUGAUUCUAUAGGAAUGACCAAACGCUCUUACUUGGAAGCAGUAAUGGAAGGUCUAAGGGCUGUUAGUACGGUUGAUGUUGCUUUUCCUGCUCAUAACGUGGAUGCUGGAAGUCCUACUAAAUCUCCACCUGUAAAUGAUAUGUGUAAUGGACCAACAAGAAAAAAGAUAUAUGUUAGGCUUCUUUUGAGUAUUGACCGUCGGGAAUCCACUGCAGCUGCAAUGGAAACUGUUAAGCUUGCACUGGAAAUGAAAGAUUUAGGAGUAGUUGGUAUUGACCUUUCUGGAAAUCCUGUUGUGGGUGAAUGGAACACAUUUUUGCCAGCAUUACAGUUUGCUAGAGAACAUGGUCUUUAUAUAACGCUUCACUGCGGGGAGGUACCUAAUCCGAAAGAGAUACAAGCAAUGCUAGACUUUAUUCCCCGGAGGAUUGGCCAUGCUUGUUACUUUGAAGAGGAUGAUUGGAAGAAGUUGAAAUCCAAUAAUAUCCCGGUUGAAAUUUGUCUGACUUCCAACAUCGUGACUGCAUCAGUUUCCUCAUUAGAUGUUCACCAUUUUGCUAAUCUGUAUAGUGGAAAACAUCCAUUAGUCCUCUGCACCGAUGACGCUGGGGUGUUCUCCACCAAUCUUUCCAGCGAGUAUAAUCUCGCUGCUUCUGCAUUUGGUCUUGGAAAGAGGGAACUGUUUCUGCUAGCAAAAAAUGCAAUUGAAUUUAUAUUUGCUAGUGAUGGAGUUAAGCAGGAUUUGAGAAGGACUUUUGAUUUGGCCUCUAAUAAGAUGGAUUUAUGAUUACAUUGCCCUUGAGGGCAUAUAAUAAAGCCUGCUGGUUCAGGUAGCCAGGUAUCAGAACCUUUUGACUUAGUUGAAGCUGCAAAGAUGUUUAAUUUGUAAUCAUGAUGAUAUUUGACUUUGAAACCUUAGCUUGAUCUUGUCAAGUAGUCAUUCCCUGUCUUUGGAUGAUUUGCUAGAUCAUUUUUGGGAUUACAAGUAGCUGUAUGAACAGCAUGUAACUCAGUGAUCUAGGAAGCAAGGAUUGGCAGUUAGACCAUGGCCAUGCAUUUUCAUGGUCAAGAUUUCUAAUAUAUUCAUCUUGAUUUUUCUUUUCAA
Corylus avellana is the source of this 1549-nucleotide messenger RNA. RefSeq names its product adenosine/AMP deaminase family protein. NCBI's taxonomy places the organism in Eukaryota, Viridiplantae, Streptophyta, Magnoliopsida, Fagales, Betulaceae. Gene Ontology annotation, molecular function: adenosine deaminase activity. Gene Ontology annotation, biological process: inosine biosynthetic process; adenosine catabolic process. The record is from RefSeq and is a predicted model, not a curated record.